AUGUCGACGACUUCCGCCCCAGAAACCCCUCCCCCCGCGGCAGCCUCUUCUUCCUCACCGAACCCUAACCACCCCGCGCUGCCGCCGCUGAUCACCUCUCCCGCAUCGCGCCGAAGCACCCUGUCGCGCCCCAUGUCGCACGCAUCCAAGAACCGACUCUCUCAAUACUCUACGGGCUCCGCGCCUUCGAGAUCCCGGCCAACCUCUCACAUGUUUUCCGUCUAUCCCUCGAGCCUCUCAUACACAUUGGUGCGGGACUUUGCCUACCCUGUCACGCAUCACUUGCACUAUGGCCCCCCUCCGGAGCCUUCACGGCCGCCCUCGGGCAUGACCACCCCCGCUAGCGAGCAUCGCAGGCUCUCAGACCCUCCCGUUUCGUGGGAACAGAAGAUGCCCUGGGACUCUUGGGCUCCUGACGGUUAUAAUCGCGGUCAUGAUAUCGCUCCGAUUCAUUUUGGCGAUGGACCUCCAUACAGCGAGGAUGAUGACCUACAGAGCCCUGUUGUGGCCACGCGCCAUCGUAAGCACAAGUCUACCUCUGCUACGGUCGCUUUCAGUCAAAGAAGAUCAGGCCGUGACAUUGACGGCCACGGCACGGGAGGGACGCAUCCAACGGCGAACUACGACAACGAGCGGGGUUAUUACGUGGGGACUAGCGGGGAUGGUAGUGAACGGUACUAUGUGAAUCAAGGUGGCGAGGCGAAUGGUCCUGGUGGAGAGUAUGUCACUUACCCGCCUGGCCAGGCAAGACACAGUCGCGCAUACCACAUCGCCCAGCAGCCCAACCCUGCCGAGGGCAUUGAAUACUAUCAGCCCGGAUCAGACGCUUCCAGCACCCCAUCGUCUCCAGGCCUUCAUGAUGAAGAUCAAUCUCGCUACUCACGCGAUUAUCAGUUUACCAUCACGUCUCCAGACGAGGAGUUCCACGGAAAAGCCGUCGCCUUGUUUGACUUUGAGCGGGAGAAUGAAAAUGAGCUGCCCUUGAAGGAGGGCCAAAUCAUCUGGGUCUCAUAUCGACACGGCCAGGGCUGGUUGGUGGCGGAAGACCCAAAGACGGAAGAGAGUGGACUCGUCCCCGAGGAGUACGUGCGGCUACUUCGAGACAUCGAGGGAGGAAUGACCAGCCUGACUGGCCACCUUGGAGAGGGAUCUGGCUCCCCAAACGAUGUGGGCACGCCUACCCAGACGGAGCAUAGCGGUCAAUAUGGCCACACUCCAUCGUCCAGCAACGCAACUAACGGGUACCACCAGCCGCCGAUCGUGUCGAUGUUCUCGACUUCGAGCAAAGAUCUUGAUCUGUACCCGACCCAACAGCUAGGCCUCCACUCUCAAGCCCCGCCUCAAGUCAUUCAUUAUCACGGACAGCGAGGCGGGAGCCAAGCGAACACGCCUACAAUCUCCCAGCACCAAGAUACAGGGAUAAGGAGAGAGAGUCAAGAUGCAAAGAGGGCGGAUGCGAACACGACACCGGUCCAAGAAAAGCCAAGUGUUGCGAUUGGGGAAGAGAAAGUUAGCGAAGAGGCGAUGGAUGGGGAACGAUGA
Molecule: messenger RNA, 1542 nt
Organism: Ilyonectria robusta
Lineage: Eukaryota; Fungi; Ascomycota; Sordariomycetes; Hypocreales; Nectriaceae
Exons: 1
Coding region: 1-1542 (513 amino acids)
Molecular function (GO): protein binding
Source: RefSeq, a predicted model, not a curated record